Phragmites australis (common reed) is the source of this 1146-nucleotide messenger RNA. RefSeq lists its product as uncharacterized. The record is from RefSeq and is a predicted model, not a curated record. The transcript has 2 exons. Lineage: Eukaryota; Viridiplantae; Streptophyta; Magnoliopsida; Poales; Poaceae. The coding region runs from base 24 to 776 and encodes 250 amino acids.
UUCGAUCGGUCGAUCGAUCUGCCAUGGCGUGGAGGGACAGCUACUUGGACGUGGUGUUGAUCCCUCUCAGCAUCCUCUUCCAAGCCGUGUACCACCUCUGGCUCUGGCGCGCCGUCCGCCGCUGCCCGCUCCGCUCCACCGUCGGCAUCAACGCCGCUACCCGCCGCCUCUGGAUCUUCAGCAUGAUGAAGGACAACGAGAAGAAGGCGGUGCUGGUGGUGCAGUCGGUGCGGAACGUGCUCAUGGGCUCCACGCUGGUGGCGACGACGUCCAUCCUCUUCUGCACGGGCGUCGCGGCCGUGCUGAGCAGCACCUACGCCGUGAAGAAGCCGCUCAGCGACGCCGUCUUCGGCGCGCACAGCGAGUACAUGAUGGCGCUCAAGUACGUCCUCCUCCUCGUCAUCUUCCUCCUCGCCUUCCUCUGCCACACCACCGCCAUCUUCACCCUCAACCAGGCCACCUUCCUCGUCAACGCCCUCUCGCCGGCGUCCCCGACCACUGCACUCCGCCUCCCAGCGGUCAGCAGGAACUACGUCGCCAAGGUCCUGGAGCGGGGCUUCCUGUUGAACCUCGCCGGGAACAGGCUGUUUUUCGCCGGCGCGCCCCUCCUGCUCUGGAUCUUCGGCCCGGUCCUGCCGUUCCUCUGCUCCAUGGCCAUGCUCCCGAUACUUUACAACAUCGACAUGGUCGAGUACGCCGAGAAAGGGAGCAGCAAUGGCGAGGCCAAUGGGAAGGUGGAUAUGGAUACUGAGAGCGAUCAGAGCAUGGAAGCUUGAUCUGAAUCUGAUGACGCGAGACAGACAGCAAUUCAAGCAAGACGCAUCAGCAAGGGAUCGGAGGUGCUUUGAACCGAAGCCCAUCCAUAUGCAACAGGUUGUUGGCAAUGCAUCUGGCAACUAACUGGUGGUGCUCUAGGCUCUAGCAACUGACGAGUGGUGGGUUGGUGAAGGUGUUUUUAUCGCUGAGGAAACUUCGUGUCACAUUGAGGAUUUUAGAAGGCAUGGAGGACGGCUCCAGUUGCACCAUUACAGCAUUGCUCAGUUGGUAGUGCGUACAAAUUGUAUGGCUCUGGCAUAUUCGGAUGUUCCAUCCACUCCUCCGUAUUACAAUAAGACGUUUUAUUCUUAAUUUCUUCGAGUUUAUCUU